Molecule: messenger RNA, 608 nt
Organism: Vitis riparia (riverbank grape)
Lineage: Eukaryota; Viridiplantae; Streptophyta; Magnoliopsida; Vitales; Vitaceae
Product: mitochondrial pyruvate carrier 4-like
Exons: 5
Coding region: 130-471 (113 amino acids)
Biological process (GO): pyruvate import into mitochondria
Cellular component (GO): mitochondrial inner membrane
Source: RefSeq, a predicted model, not a curated record
UUGCCGGCCCACCAGCCUCACCUGUGUCUGCUAUCAAUGUAUAUCUACAUAAUAUUAUUAAAACCGAAAAACAAAAGGAAGCCAAAGACAAUAGUGUUAUUGUAAUUUGUAAGGACCAGGGAGAUAUUCAUGGCAGCUUCAAAAUUCCAAGCUUUGUGGAACCACCCUGUUGGCCCCAAAACCAUUCACUUCUGGGCCCCGACAUUUAAAUGGGGUCUCAGCAUAGCAAAUGCUGCUGACUUCUCAAAACCACCAGAAGAACUCUCAUAUCCUCUGCAAUUUGCUGUUGCUUGCAGUGGCCUCAUCUGGUCUCGCUAUUGCACAGUUAUUACCCCGAGAAACUGGAAUCUUCUCGGCGUUAAUGCUGCAAUGGCUGGAACAGGCGUGUAUCAACUGUCACGCAAAAUUUGGCAUGACUACUCUUCCAAGACAGAAGCAGAAAUAGCAAAUGAACAAGUACAGGUCAAAUAAUAACAACCACUUGGUGAAGACAAUUGUGAUGUAUGUGAGUAAAUAAUCUCACCAAACAAAUAAUACCCUUUAUCCAAAUUCGUAUAUAAUUUAUUGCUAGGUGCAUCCAAAUGCAAUAAUUGAAAUUAUCGACUAAA